GCGCGGCCCCGCGAGGCGCGUCUCUCCCUCGCGAGCUCGGUGAAAGGAUUUGGCGCCAGGCGGGUCCGCUCUGCAGCUGCCGCAGCCGCACGAACCAGCCGCGCCACCCACCCACCCGCGUCCCACCGGGGCCUCGACCCAGCGCCGCCGUCCGACCGAGCCCAGCGCCGCCAGGCACCGCGCCGCCGCCAUGAGCUGCUCGCCCGUCAACGUGAAGAAGCUGAAGGUGUCGGAGCUGAAGGAGGAGCUGAAAAAGCGGCGUCUCUCCGACAAGGGCCUCAAGGCCGACCUCAUGGAGCGGCUCCAGGCCGCGCUAGACCAAGAGGAGGCCGGCGGGGGAGGCCCCGCCAGCAGCGCCGCCGAGCCCGGCAACGGCAGCAUGGAGGGGGAGGCGGCCGAGAUCGGCCAGGAGGGAGGCCCCGACCAGGCCGCGGCCUCCACCGUCGAGGACGACGACGAGGAGGGGAUGGAGGCGGCCGAUGGCGACGCCAUGGAGCUGGGCGAGGAGAACGGCGAGCGGGCGGGGGCCGGGGGCGGCCCGAUGGAGGAGGAGGCGGGCGGCUCGGAGGAGGAGGAAGAGGAGGAUGAGAACGGAGACGACCAGGGCUUCCAGGAGGGGGAGGACGAGCUCGCCGACGAGGAGGAGGCCGCGGCCGGCGACGCCAACGGGCACGGGGAGCAGCAGCCCCCGCAGCAGCAGCAGCCGCCGCCGCUCCUGCAGCCCCAGCAGCGGGGGCCCGCCAAGGAGGCGCCCGGGAAAAGCGGCGCCUCGGGACCCCCGGCAACGGCUCCUGCCGACCCGGCCGCCGCCGCCGCCAAGUACCAGCCGCAGCAGCAGGACAAGAAGAAAGCGGAAGGCGGCGGCGGAGGCGGCCGCCCCGGGGCCCAGGCAGUCGGGGGAGAUACUAAAACAGAACAACAAAAAGCUGGUGAUAAAAAGCGAGGUGUGAAGAGACCACGUGAAGACCAUGGCCGGGGAUAUUUUGAAUACAUUGAGGAAAACAAGUACAGCAGGGCCAAAUCUCCUCAACCACCUGUUGAAGAGGAAGAUGAACAGUUUGAUGACACAAUGGUUUGUCUUGAUACUUAUAACUGCGACUUGCAUUUUAAAAUCUCAAGAGACCGUUUUAGUGCUUCCUCUCUGACCAUGGAAAGUUUUGCCUUUCUCUGGGCUGGAGGGAGAGCUUCCUAUGGAGUUUCUACAGGCAAAGUCUGCUUUGAAAUGAAGGUUACAGAGAAGAUUCCUGUUAAACAUCUGUAUACAAAAGACAUUGACAUACAUGAAGUGCGGGUUGGCUGGUCACUGAAUACAAGUGGAAUGUUGCUUGGUGAAGAAGAAUUUUCUUAUGGAUAUUCUCUAAAAGGAAUAAAGACAUGCAAUUGUGAGACUGAAGACUUUGGUGAGAAGUUUGAUGAAAAUGAUGUGAUUGCGUGUUUUGCUAAUUUUGAAGGUGAUGAAGUGGAACUCUCAUAUUCCAAGAAUGGGCAGGAUCUUGGUGUUGCAUUCAAAAUCAGUAAGGAAGUUCUUGAUGGGCGACCACUCUUCCCACAUGUUCUCUGCCAUAACUGUGCAAUUGAAUUCAACUUUGGUCAGAAGGAUGAACCCUACUUUCCCAUACCUGAAGAGUAUAGCUUCAUUCAGAAGGUUCCAUUAGAAGAUCGGGUUAGAGGACCAAAGGGACCUGAACAAAAGAAAGACUGUGAAGUGGUAAUGAUGAUUGGCUUGCCUGGAGCUGGGAAGACUACAUGGGUUUCCAAACAUGCAGCAGAAAACCCUGGAAAAUACAAUAUCCUUGGAACAAAUACAAUUAUGGACAAAAUGAUGGUUGCAGGUUUUAAGCGGCAGAUGGCUGACACUGGAAAACUUAACACACUGUUGCAGAGAGCUCCACAGUGUCUUGGCAAGUUCAUUGAGAUUGCCGCUCGUAAAAAGCGGAACUUCAUUUUGGAUCAGACAAAUGUGUCUGCAGCUGCGCAGAGGAGAAAAAUGUGCCUGUUUGCAGGCUUCCAGCGCAAAGCAGUUGUUGUUUGCCCAAAAGAUGAAGACUACAAGCAAAGAACACAAAAGAAGGCAGAGGUGGAGGGAAAAGAUCUUCCAGAGCAUGCAGUUCUCAAAAUGAAAGGAAACUUCACACUGCCGGAGGUAGCAGAAUGUUUUGAUGAAAUAACCUAUGUAGAAUUACAGAAAGAGGAGGCUGAGAAGCUCUUGGAACAAUAUAAAGAAGAAAGUAAAAAAUCUCUUCCUCCUGAAAAGAAACAGAAUACUGGCUCAAAGAAGAGCAACAAAAAAAGUGGUAAAAAUCAGUUUAACAGAGGUGGCCAGAGAGGACGUGGAGGAUUCAACAUGCGCGGCAACUUCAGGGGAGGAGUCCCUGGGAACCGUGGUGGAUACAACAGGAGAGGUGGCAAUAUGCCUCAGAGAGGAGGUGGCGGUGGUGGUGGCGGUGGUGGCGGUGGGGCAAUUGGCUAUCCAUACCCUCGUGGCCCUGUCUUUCCAAGCAGAGGUGGUUACUCAAACAGAGGAAACUAUAACAGAGGUGGAAUGCCCAACAGGGGGAACUACAACCAGAAUUUGAGAGGAAGGAGGCAUGGCUAAAAGUCAUGAAGGGUCUUCCAAGAAAGAGUAUGAAAGGUGACAGAGGAUGGCACAGGAAUAUAUGUACAAAUUUGCAGCACUGGUCUGUCAAAAUUCAAGAAAUAUCUUAUAUACCAGCAUCCUAAGGUUGUCAAAACAAAACCUCCCAUUCCAAAGUCAAAAGAUCUUCUAACUCUACCUGAAAGAGAAAAAAAACAGAUAAUGAAAACAAUUAUCCAAACUACUUUUAUUUCUCUCAACUAGCAGAACAAAACCAAGCAGAAAAAAUAAUCUCUCUUGCGGAAGAAAUACAGGAAAACAAUAAAAAAUACUCACUGGUUGCUAAAAAAUGUCCAAGGCCCACAACUAGAGAACCCAGUGACCCAUAGAGUAUUGACUCUCGUGAACAGGGAAUAUUUUGGACAUCAAGGAUUCCUAGUAACUUAAAGGUCUAGAAUUAAAAAAAAAGUAGUUAAAAAUUAUGACAAGAUCUUAAUUCAGAUAAUUUUUUUUAAAGAAAUAAUACAUUAGAGUUGCAUUCUCCAUCCCUCUUUCUGAUUUUCAGACAAAAAACCUGGUCCCCUAUAGAUUAAGUCGUUAGUACAAAACAGUUAAUUUGUUGUUGGUUUUAUUUUAAAUACUCCAUCAGACUUUCAUUAUUUUCAGCUAUACUUGUUUUGUGCAAAACAAUGCACUGUCAUACAAAACAUGAGAUUGUGAAAAUAGAGUCAAAUUCAUCCCAAAUCUAUCCUGUUAGUCCACUGACUGCUACUGAAUUAUGUCAGGGAUGAAUUUGGCCCACUGUGUAAUUCAAUGAUAUGAAGUAAACUGAAAAUUUUACCAAUAAUAUUCAUUCAUUAUAAGCAGUGCCUUCUGAAACCAGAUUGGGGCUAAUAAAGUGAUAAUAUGUUUGCUAACUAGUUCCAUCACUUCAAUUUAAAAAUCUAGAAAAAGGAUAAAUUUCCAUACAGAGGCUCCAAUCUCAACUCUAUCACAAGGCUGACUUGAUCCCCCUUUAGUGUUUGUGUGUGCGCGCAAGGUUGCAUGUGUGUACACACACACACAGCGCGCGCCACGGUAUCUUUCAGAUUUUUAGGGUUGUCACCAUGACAACUAAAAUGUGUUCAGAUUGAGGAAGUAUUUUUUGAGAUUAAGACUUAAAAUGGCUCAAUUCUGAAAUGUCUGCGUCCUACCUGCCCAACAGAGUCACAUUACCCCAUGACAUUUGAGACAUAGGUAGACUUUGGACAUAGGCUAACGCAAGAGGAAGUGUUCAGGGAAAAGAAAAGUAAAAUGUUUUUUAAAACUAUUAUUCAAAAGCUAGACAUGAUCAUUUCAAUGAAAACACUGAUGGAGGGGGGGGGGGAAAAAAAGUGAAGAAUAUUCUUAUCCUCCAAACCCACCAAGGCUAAUUUUCAUCUUUAGGUGCCUAAAUACCUUUAAAAAAUCUGCCCUUAAGUAACUUGCUACAGGUUACAUAAGAUGUUUGUGGUAGAGCUGGAAACAACGCCAAUUUCUAAAUUAAUUGACCCAUGUCUACCCACCAGACCAUACAAGCUCAAACAAACUGCUUUAUAUAGCUUUACUUGGCCAACUGCAAAAUAAGGAUAUUUACCCACUUUAUAAAGUGAUUUGAGAUGUACAGAUUAAAAAUCUAUGUUUUUAUCUUGAACAGGGGUUCUCAAACAGGGGGUCACAAGCUGUCAGCCUCCACCCCAAAGCCUGCUUGCCUCCAGCAUUUAUAAUGGUGUUAAAUAUAUAAAAAAAGUGUUUUUAAUGGGGAGGGAGAGAAGAGAAAAAUCACACUCAGAGGCUUGCUAUGUGAAAGGGGUCACCAGUACAAAAGUUUGAGAACCACUGAUCUUGAAGCAUUGAAAUUCGAUAAAUUAGCUAGGAGGGCUUUGAGAACUAGUAGAUUAAGCAUUAUAUGUGUAGGCAACAGACCAGAGUUCUAACCCUGAGUUUGACACUUAAUUUACUGAGAUGUUUUAAAGCAUAUUUUACCAGCAUUCAGCUUGUAGUUGUGUUGUGCUGCACAUGAACAUGUGACUAACUUAAUUACAUAGUGAACACGUGCAUCUUUGUCAGGCAGGCAUUGCAGGAGACAAUUUGUUUGGGCAGCACUACUCACAAUCCUUUAAUAAUAAUCCAAUGACCUGUCCAUCCCAUUUAAAAUUGUAAAAAGCUAAAUACCUUCAUUUACAUUCACACACAAAAAAAUACCAAUAGUAUGUCUUUUACAAAAUCCAAAAAGAAUUAGUUUUAAAAACCAUACACAUUUCUGUAAGAACAUAUUUCAACAACAGAACAACCUUUACUCUGACCAAAAAUAAAUAAAUAUAGUUCUUGUCAGUAAUCAUUAACACAAUCCUUUUGGGAAAAGACUGUUCUAUGUAGCCUGGGGUUUCUACGGGAAUUGAGUGCCUACUACUCUUAGAUCCCUUUGAAAAUCCAAGCAAUAAACAUAUUGAAUAUUUAUCAGCCUCAAAUGCUGGUCCAAAUACAUAAUUUUACCCAAAACUGAUAGCUAUUCACUUUUCUAUUACAUUAGUCUUCAACAGUAAUUAGAAGUAACAUUACCAAAAGAAAAAACAUUUAACAAUUUACAAUAGGUUAUUAUUUUAGAUUUAUAAAAGCCUCUACAGGCAUCUCUAGAUCCUCUGCUCUGAAUACAGUUAACUGACAGUAUUUCCUACUUAAUAGUAUUCUUCCAAAAAAUCUAUUUAUAUACCAAAAUCAAGAUGAAAAAAUAUGCAUAAAA
Messenger RNA from Chrysemys picta bellii (western painted turtle), 5336 nucleotides. The record is from RefSeq and is a predicted model, not a curated record. Lineage: Eukaryota; Metazoa; Chordata; Testudines; Emydidae.